CCCGCCAACCCGAUGGCCAUCAUCACACGAAUCUUGUCCCACGCGGCAAACAAGCCCUACCGAACGAAAGAUCUAAAGACCGAGCCCCCAUUCCUAAACGAAGACGGACAUGUCGAUUUCGGCCCGAAUGAUAUCGAAAACCCCCGCAAUUGGUCCUUCCGCCGGAAAACUUCCGUAACCAUCGCCGCAGUCCUACUAGUCGUUAAUGCAACUUUUGCCUCGAGUUCGCCGAGCGGCUGUUUCCCUUCCAUCUCAAAUCAUUUUAAUAUCUCCACCGAGGUUACUGGUCUCACGAUAACAUUGUUCUUACUGGGAUACUGCGCCGGUCCGCUCAUUUUCGCGCCGCUUUCCGAAUUCUAUGGCCGACGAUGGAUCUUCUACAUCACUUUCAGCAGCUAUAUGGCAUUUAACUUUCUCUGUGCCUUUGCGCCGAACUUUGCAGCGUUGCUUAUCGGUCGCUUUUUAACUGGUACUUUUGUCUCAGCAUGUCUGAGCAAUUGUCCUGGUGUCUUGGCGGACUUGUGGAAUCCGUUGCAGCGCGCGAAUGCAAUGGCAGGCUUCUCAGCGAUGGUUUGGAUUGGACCUGCUCUUGGCCCAGUCGUCGCCGGAUUUAUUCAAUUGAAAAAGGAAUGGCAAUGGAGUUUCUAUGUGCUGUUAUGGUUGGGCGCACCGACUUGUUUGGUGAUGCUAACGAUUCCUGAAACCUAUGCGCCGAUUGUUCUAUGCAAUAAAGCGAAGCGAAUCCGAAAGGCAAAGAUUCCGGGAUAUGAGACCGUGAAAGCGCCCGCGGAGGAGAGUGAUCGUACUCUCGCUGGUAUCUACAGGGUCGCCCUUGUUCGACCUUGGAUCAUUCUCUUUGAUCCGAUCUCUUUGUGCUGUGCAAUCUAUUUGGCCUUUGUUUAUACCCUGCUCUACAUGCUGUUCACAAUCUACCCGAUUGUCUUCCAGGAGAGACGAGGUUGGAAUUCUGGUGUCGGGGAGUUACCGCUGGUUGGUACGGUUGUCGGCGCGUUGAUCGGCGGUGCGGUUGUUUUGGUUGAUACUCGGAUCCGACAGAAAAAGGUCGAUCGAGGAGAGAUUAAAAUGGAAGAUGCAGAGCCUGAGGAUCGACUACCCCUUGCUAUGAUUGGAGGUAUAGGGUUUGCUGCGUCCAUGUUUUGGUUUGCAUGGUCGGCCGAGUUCAAUUAUGUCCACUGGAUUGUCCCGACGCUGGCUGGGUGCUUUCUGUCGAGCUGUCUUCUGCUUAUAUUCGUUGCCUAUCUCAAUUAUCUGGUAGACGUGUAUAUGAUGUAUGCCGCAUCAGCUAUUGCCGCGAACACAAUUGCCCGAUCCGCCUGUGGUGCUGCUGCACCUCUCUUCACAAAUCAGAUGUUCCAAGCGCUCGGUGUGGGAGGUGGAGGUAGUCUCAUUGGAGGAGUGGCUGCUCUCCUGGCGGUGAUUCCAUUCCUCUUUUACAAAUAUGGCAAACAGAUUCGGGCGCGAAGCAAGUUCGCACCGACGAUGCAGAAGCGCGUACAACCGCAGGAUGAGGAGAGUGCGCCGAACGAGGAUGGGGCAAUGGACAACUCAAAGGAACUUGAAUGA
Molecule: messenger RNA, 1584 nt
Organism: Penicillium manginii
Lineage: Eukaryota; Fungi; Ascomycota; Eurotiomycetes; Eurotiales; Aspergillaceae
Product: MFS transporter
Exons: 3
Biological process (GO): transmembrane transport
Molecular function (GO): transmembrane transporter activity
Source: RefSeq, a predicted model, not a curated record